Messenger RNA from Micropterus dolomieu (smallmouth bass), 865 nucleotides. RefSeq names its product sorting nexin-9-like. Gene Ontology annotation, cellular component: plasma membrane; cytoplasmic vesicle. Lineage: Eukaryota; Metazoa; Chordata; Actinopteri; Centrarchiformes; Centrarchidae. The record is from RefSeq and is a predicted model, not a curated record. Gene Ontology annotation, molecular function: protein binding; phosphatidylinositol binding. The annotation marks the transcript as partial. Gene Ontology annotation, biological process: endosomal transport; cleavage furrow formation; plasma membrane tubulation. The transcript is spliced from 8 exons.
UGCUGCUGCGGAAGAAGAAGCAGCAGCAGAAGAAGAAGUCGCAGGUCGGUGUGGGCAGCUGACAGGAUGAAACUUUGAUCGGAGAUAAAAGAAUAAGAAGCGGCGGCCGCUGACGUCACCAUGGCUCUGCAGGCUCAGGUUCUGUACGACUUCACCGCUGAGCCCGGAAACAACGAGCUGUCGGUCCGACAGGGAGAGGCGGUCACUGUGCUCGACCAGACUGUGGGUGGAGGCUGGAUCCAAGCCCAGAACUCCAGCGGACAAACCGGACUGGUACCUGAGGGCUAUUUACAGCUCUAUAACUGUGGCGGCGGAGAGGGAGGCGGGGGCUCCUGGUCCGGGGCAGAGGCAGAAGGAUGGGACAGUCGGGGUUACCUGCAGACACCACAAGCCGCUGUCGAGGACGAUAACGGCGAGUGGGACGACGACUGGGACGACCAAUCAGUAGGCGGUUACCACGGUGACGAUCCAGGGGAUGAGGGCGGGGCUUCAGGACGGAGCACCCACGGGCCCUCUGUGAAGCUCUCCCUUAACAAGUUUCCGUUCUCCAAAGGUCCGAGCCCAGAAGUCUUCUUGUUGGCCAAUCCUCCAGCUAACAGCAGAGACAGACUUCCUGUCUACGUGGGAGAUGUGGGUCCGGUCUGGCUGUACCCGUCGGCUCCUCUGGACUGUGUGAUCGCCCAUCCGAAGAAAGAGUCCAAACUAUACGGUCUGAAGAGCUUCAUUGAGUACCAGAUCACUCCCAAUACGACCAACAGACCUGUCAAUCAUCGCUACAAGCACUUUGAUUGGCUGUAUGAGCGUUUGCUGGAGAAGUUUGGCUCGGCUCUGCCCAUCCCCUCACUGCCCGACAAACAGGUGACAG